GAAUCGUUACUUAGGGCCACAGAAACGUUACUUAGGGCCACAGAAUUGUUACUUAGGGCCACAGAAACGUUACUUAGGGACACAGAAUUGUUACUGAGGGACACAGAAUUGUUACUCAGGGACACAGAAUUGUUACUGAGGGACACAGAAUUGUUACUGAGGGCCACAGAAUUGUUACUGAGGGCCACAGAAUUGUUACUUAGGGCCACAGAAUUGUUACUGAGGGACACAGAAUUGUUACUGAGGGACACAGAAUUGUUACUGAGGGCCACAGAAUUGUUACUUAGGGACACAGAAUUGUUACUCAGGGACACAGAAUUGUUACUUAGGGCCACAGAAUUGUUACUGAGGGACACAGAAUUGUUACUUAGGGACACAGAAUUGUUACUCAGGGACACAGAAUUGUUUACUCAGGGACAG
This is a messenger RNA of Staurois parvus, 420 nucleotides long. Lineage: Eukaryota; Metazoa; Chordata; Amphibia; Anura; Ranidae. The record is from the annotation of a GenBank genome assembly.